AUGUCCAGUGCUGCCAACUAUCGUCAACGAGAGGGUGAAGCGCGGAGUCGAGUUCACAGCCGGAGUAGAGAGCGGAAGGACAGAGAUGAGCGGGAAGACCGCUCACACCGCCGCAGGUCUCGCUCCAAAGACUCGGAUCGCGAGCCCCGAGCCAAAGGGAGAGACCACCGGUCUCGCCAUGAGGAUCACCGGAAAUCCCGCUCGCCACGAAGAUCUCGUUCGCGCUCACGCAGUCCUCGGCGGCACCGGAAGCUAUCGCGUUCCAGGUCGCGCACGCCAGUGAAGGACAGGGAACGACGGCGGGACCGGUCGCGGGAGCGCCGCAAGCGGUCGCGUUCACGGUCGUGCUCGGUGUUCAGCGACACGUCGAGCGCAUCCGAGCGCAGACGGCACAGAAAGAAGAAGGAGAAGAAGGCGCGGAAGAAAGACAAGAAGGAGAAGAAGAAGAGCGGGGCCGUGAGCCACCAGUGGGGGAAGUAUGGGCUCAUUAAUGAUUCUGAUUUGUACAACAAGGAGCAAGAGUUCCGCGCGUGGCUGGUCGAGGAGCGUAAGAUCAACCCCGAGACCAUCUCCAAGGAACAGACGAAGAAAGAGUUUGCGCAGUUCGUCGAAGACUACAAUACGGCGACACUGCCGCACGAGAAGUUCUACCACAUGGAAGCGUACGAGCGGCGGAUGAGCGCUUUGCGCGCGGGCGAAUACGUCCCGCCUGCGGACGACUCGUACGACCCGAAUGCGGAUCUGCGCGCUCUCGAGAGCUCACACCGGCGCCGCGCGGUCGAACGUGAGACGUAUAUGUCCAAGGAGCAAUUGCAGGAGCUCCGCCGCGUGCAAAAUGAGCGGAUAGAGGCCGGGAAGAUGAAGCUACUCGGCAUGGAUAUCAAACAUAAUAUGGGAGUCCGGAUGGACGGUAGCAUGUUCGACGGAUGA
Messenger RNA from Postia placenta MAD-698-R-SB12, 930 nucleotides. RefSeq lists its product as hypothetical. Bases 1 to 930 code for a protein of 309 amino acids. Lineage: Eukaryota; Fungi; Basidiomycota; Agaricomycetes; Polyporales; Adustoporiaceae. The record is from RefSeq and is a predicted model, not a curated record. The transcript has 5 exons.